This is a messenger RNA of Dimorphilus gyrociliatus, 3679 nucleotides long. NCBI's taxonomy places the organism in Eukaryota, Metazoa, Annelida, Polychaeta, Dinophilidae. The record is from the annotation of a GenBank genome assembly.
GUAAAACGGAACUUCCGGUGAGAGCAGAAAAAAUGGUUGUGUAAAAGAAAUGAUGAGGAACAAUGCUAUUCCUGUAUUUUACCAAUAUUUCCUUUUAAUAAAUUGAGUUUAACGUUCUGUAAAAUUAGAAUAUUCAUUGUAUAUCCUCAGUAUUUAUCGCUUAGUGAAUUUCUCUUCGCCUAUGGUUAGUUCAGGGCUCAAUCGUACUAAGAAAAAAUAUGGUUGACCAAUGUCAAAAUCAAGACUCUGAUCAAAACUUCUCCGCAAAUGAGACUUGCGAGAAUGCAGAUCAGCCAUCAUUUACCACAAUGACAGUUCCUGGUGAGAUUUUUCUUUUACAAACAAAGGAUUAGGUAUAGCACAGUCUCUUUCAGCUGCACCGCGGUCGAGUCCAACAAAUUUUGAGCCGAUUCUCAGUGAUCUGAAUCAUUCAGAUCCAAAUCUUCUUCCUACAGGAACAAGAGGCCUACGUAAUUUAGGAAAUACGUGUUUCAUGAAUUCUGGCUUACAAUGUCUUUUUAAUAAUUCGAAUCUUACAAAGUUUUUUUUGGAAAAUUAUAAAUAUGAUAUUUGUUCACCUGAGACAUUGUGUGGCCAAUUUGCGCAUCUUGUAAAGAAAGUAUGGACCGGAUCAGGGAGCCUUUCUCCUUCAGAAUUUAAAAAAGUCUUGGGUCUUUCAUACGCUCAAUUUUUAGACUAUAGACAGCAUGAUUGUCAAGAAUUUUUGGCAAUUUUAUUAGAUGCUCUUCAUCAGCAACUCUUAGAAUUGCUCUGUAACUCUAGAACAAAUGAAAUAAAUUUAAUAAAAACCAGUGUGCCAAUAAGGUCUUGUUCCAGUAGAAAGUGCAGUAAUGACGAUAAUGAGGACCUCGAUUACAGUUCGCCCGCUUUUAAAAAGAGAAGAGAAACUUCACCAGAUAUUUACUCAAUGGCCUCUUCAACAAGAAAUAGCCCUUUUGUAUCUGGAACUUCGGAGUGUAGUGAUGCGCCCGAUAUUUCUCCCAAAGCUCAAGAUGAAUCUAAUAUACUUGAUCUCCAAAUGUUAAUCGAAGGGGAAACCAUGGAUGAAAGCGAUUGUAUAAAACCCGAAAUUGAUUUAGAUGAUCUCUGUAAGAAAGAUACAAAAACCUCAAAUACGAACGUCGAUGGUAUUUUAAACAUUGAUAAACCUAAAUCUGACAGCGAAAAGUUUGCCACAGCUGAUACUUAUUUAACAGACGAUCAAACUAUUACAAAGCUGGAUAAUGCUAACAUAACAAAGGAGGAAUUGACCACUCGAAAUACUAAUUUAACAUCUUGUGUUUAUGAAAAAUUCUCUCAUCUACCAUCAAAACAAUUGUUACCUGAUUCUGUUUUGGACAAAACGGACAACUAUGAUACUUGCAAGAUAGAAGAAGAAAGAAAUAAUACAAAGAGUCUAAGAUCAUCAGAUAGUGACAAAAAUGCUAGAAUGCAAGCAAAGAUGAAAGUGAAUACCGAUAAAAAUAUAACUAAAGUAAACGGAUAUUCAGCUCCUACGUCAACUGCUAUUGAUAUCAGUCAAAUAACUUCAACUCAAACAACACCUGAUAGUGCAAUUGGAAUAGAGGAAAAAGAAUACCAACCAUCCCAAAGCGAUGAUGAAGAAAUUUACAUACCAACAAAAUCAGAAAUUCAACAAGCAGAGAAUGACUGGAACAAGUAUUUACUUAGAAAUAAAAGCGUUGUUGUCGAUACGUUUCAGGGCCAAUUUCAGAGUAGGGUAAAAUGCAAAAAUUGCGGCCAUUUGUCUGUGAUGUAUGAGCCUUUAAUGUACUUGUCUGUACCUUUACCUCAUGCAAUGGAUAAACAAGUUGAAUUUGUCUUCGUUCCUCUCACUGAUAAAGGUUCACCGAUAAGACUCCUCCUAAAUCUUCAUAUUCAAGAUAAUGUCAAGAAGCUAAAAACAGCUUUAGAAGCUCUAUUGAAUUUACAAGAGAAUAUCAAAGUAAUCGUUUGUGAGGUAUUCGAUUUUAAGAUAUCUCGCGUAUUGGAUGAUUACGUAUUAUUGCGAAAUCUUAACGAUAUGUAUCGUUACAUAUAUGUGUUCGAAGUUUCAGUAGAUAAUGGAAAUGAAAAUUUUGGAAAUACUUCAUUCUCUUCGCCUAUGGCGGAUGAUUCCGUUUCUGCCACAGUGUCUCCAAUGAGUGCAGAUGGUGAAGAAUCUCAGAAAGAGUCUUUCAACUUUCCGUCACAGAGUAACACUCUUGGUGAUCAAGACAGAGAUAGCAAUUUAACAAACUGUUUUUCUUCAGUGGAUAAUGAAUUUGACUUUUUACCACGAGAAGGACGUAACUCACCAGUCGUUGAUACUUCAAUUGAUAAAACGACUUUAGACGUAAUAGAGCCAAGAGAAAAUAGUACUGUCUUCUGGCCUGAGAACUUUGAUAGAAUGGGAGGUGGAGGCGAUUGGUUGUCGACUGGUGAUACUAAAGGUAACACAUCUCGUUUCCCCAUGUCUAUCGAUGUAAGGCAGUGCACAAUAUGUUUGGAGGACAAGGAGAGUGACGUGCUCAGUGCACAUAGAAAAUGUCGCGGAAUAGUGUGUAGAGAAUGUUAUCAAAAUCUUGAAAGACAGUUCCACAAGUGUCCAGUUUGUCAAGUUGAUCUCUCAGUAGCAAAGGACGAUUUUGUUCCUGUCGCCGAAUUAUCGUCUAAUCCUUCUGAUAUUCAAGUUCUUCAAGUUCAUGUAGCAGUUAGAACUGAUCAUACAGAACCUUUUACAAAAGAGUAUCGGACUGCAUUAUGUGCCUAUCCUAAUUUGCUUUCUGUUCCCGCUCUGACUACUGGCCAAAGAAUACAUGAUCUGAUAAGGACUAUUUAUAAAUUCUCUGAUUCUUUAAGUUAUGAUAUUCUUAUUACGAAUAGAGAGCAUCAAAGUUGUUCUCGUUGUGAAGCCUCUUGCUUUGGUUGCUGUAUAGACAACAGUAGUCAAGACAUUUCAUUGUCGUCAAGAGAUACUCUCACUGUUAGGUUCACUGAUGAAUUACCAUCUUUCAAUAUCGUGGAACACGAGUCUUUAAGUAAAAGACGAAAGACGGAAGAAUUAACUAUCCAUUCAUGCCUAAGAGCCUUCAGUAAUACAGAGAUAUUAGAUGAAAACAAUCCCUGGUUUUGUCCAAAUUGUGAUAAAAAUCAAUGUGCUGAUAAGAAGAUAUCUGUCUGGCGAUUUCCUGAUACUUUAAUAUUACAUUUAAAGAGAUUUGUGUUUCAUGAUUUGAGUAGUACGAAAUUGGAAAAUAAAGUUAUUUUUCCUAAAGAUGACUUGGAUCUCACUGACUAUCAAUGUGGCCCUGUUGAUAAACCAAUGCAAUAUGAUCUAGUCGGAUGUGUGUGUCAUACAGGAGGUGUCAACGCUGGUCAUUAUACUGCCUUUGCUAAGCACCCUAUAACGAACUCUUGGUUUGAGUACAAUGAUGAAAGAGUGAAUUAUAAGGAACCUCAAGAUGACGAUUAUUAUAAUGCCUAUUUGCUAUUUUAUCAACGUCAAGGAAGCAGCCAAGACUUCACUGCUCCGAUGCACAAUGCUCUUCAUAUAUCAAACUCAUUUGAACUGUUGCAACAAGAACAAGACUCUGUCCCAACUAAUUCUCCUCUAACUCCAAGCUAUCAAGAGAGAAGAAAAGAGCCGGAGGAGGAUGACGAAAAGACAAAAUAUUGA